GACGGGAAGGGCGGGGCGCGGGGCACGCCGGGACGGGGCGGAGGGGGUCCCAGGAUGGCGGAGAGACCGGAGGACCUGAACCUGCCCAACGCCGUCAUCACGCGCAUCAUCAAGGAGGCGCUUCCUGAUGGGGUGAACAUUUCCAAAGAAGCUCGGAGCGCGAUAUCUCGAGCAGCAAGUGUGUUUGUGCUCUAUGCAACGUCAUGUGCAAAUAACUUUGCCAUGAAGGGGAAGAGGAAAACCCUGAAUGCUGGCGAUGUUCUCUCUGCCAUGGAGGAAAUGGAGUUUCAGCGAUUUGUAGCCCCUCUGAAAGAGUCCCUGGAAGUUUACAGACGUGAACAGAAAGGAAAGAAAGAAGCAAGAAAAGAUAAAGACAAAAAGACAGACUCAGAGGAACAAGAUAAGAGCCGAGAGGAAGAGAAUGAUGAUGAUGAUGAAAGGAUGGAGGAAGAAGAACAAAACGAGGAGGAGGAGGUGGACAACUGAGCUUGCUGAUGAGACAUGCAGGGGUUGGGUUUUUGUAGGGAUAUAAAUGCUGUAAAGAAAUCUUGCUGUGUCCCCUCUUGUUUCCAGUAGAGCAUUGUACUGUUCUUUUGGGGUCCAUCUCUGUUUGACUUUAGCUUGUAUAUAAAGGAUUUGGCUAAAACAUUUCUAGUGGGUGGACCACCUCAUCCCUGUGCGCAGGGGACUUGGCAGCCUCCCAAGGUUCUGAGCUGGCAGUAAAGCUGGGUUGGCUCUGAAAUAGAAUGGAAAAAAAAUAGAAGCUGGCCAAGAGAACCUGAGAGAACUGUUGAAUAAGCUCCUUAAACCAAGUCAGAGACUGAAUCUUUGUUAACCCCUUGGGGUUUAAAGACUACACAAUGAUGUUAAGAGCCUUAGAAGCUGACCAUUUAAGCUUUUUAUCUAUGUAACAUUCUUUUUUUCCUUUGGUUUCCUGCAUUCUGUCUGUGCCUUCUAUUUUGUGCUCUUUGGCAGUGAUGCUGUCUUUCAGCCUUACCAGCAGUGUGCAGCAAUGCAGCACAACUGUACAAGGGCCAGCAAACUGAACUGGUUUUCUCCCUAAACGAAUUUAAAUCAAAAAACCUCACUGUGUACAAUGCAAACUAAAUACCGAAAGUGCUUGUUUUGUGUCUUUAAAAGCCCUUGGAGAUGAAGAGUGUUUUUUUGUAUGAAAAAUAUGAAGCAAAACUAACUGGAAAAAUGUGUGUGAGGAAUAGUAAAAAGAAGGCUGGCUCACGUGGGAUGUUUGCAGGGCAGCAGUGGAUCUGGUGGUCUCACCUCCCUCUUCUGCAGAGCUGCAGUUUCUGCAGGCAGGUUGGUGGCUUUUCUGCAAGUCUAAAUGUAGUGUUAGAAUAGCAGUGGUUUUUUGUUGUUUAGUUUUUUUUUUUCCUCCUGAAUUGGAGUGGACUAAUUACUUCAGAAGACAUUCAGGGUGUGCAGCCUGCCUCCAGGAGUGCAGUGAGGGCAGUGCAGUCCUACAUAGGAAGGCCAGCCUCAAGUCUGUGAAUUUUUUACAUAUCACCCAUCAAGAAAAUGGGACCAAACCAGCAGAAUUACCUGUUAGAAUAAGCUUCUUUUGGACGUAGUGCUUUAUUAUUUGAUUGAUCUUUUUUUCAAGACUGAUAAACCUAAUAUUUCAGCGAAGCUAGCGAAGGAAAUGAAGAACAUUUUAGGUACAUUUAAGUAAACCCCCCGGUUUUGCUGAUGUGCAGCUUAAACAUGAGCACAUGGGAGGAGCAGCACCUCCUGUGUUUUAUAAAGCUGACGCAGAGCUCCCCUGCGAGCUGCCCAGCCCUGCCAGUUGUAUGGCACGGUGACAGCGUGCAGAGAGCCAGCUCCUGGAGGGAGCUCAAUCCCCAGCGAUCCGCUGUCUGGUUUCCACUUGGCACUCAGUCAGAACAGGCUGCGCUGACGACGCCUUCCCCAUCUGAACAACCCCGAAGUGGUGCUUCCAGCUUUUAUUUUUUAAUCUCGUACCAAUGUGGGACGCGCGCUGUGGCGGGACCAAUAAUUUGAAUAAAAGCCGGACUCUUUGCA
Messenger RNA from Anas platyrhynchos (mallard), 2037 nucleotides. It is a transcript of the gene POLE3, whose product is annotated as DNA polymerase epsilon 3, accessory subunit. NCBI's taxonomy places the organism in Eukaryota, Metazoa, Chordata, Aves, Anseriformes, Anatidae. The record is from RefSeq and is a predicted model, not a curated record. Gene Ontology annotation, biological process: DNA damage response; heterochromatin formation; leading strand elongation. Gene Ontology annotation, cellular component: CHRAC; epsilon DNA polymerase complex. Gene Ontology annotation, molecular function: chromatin DNA binding; protein heterodimerization activity.